CCCCCCGACGUAAAGGGGGAUCACUUUCCCCUUGUGUCCGCCAUAUUGGACGGUAACUCUGGUCAGCGGCAGUGGGGCCGAGGGAGUCCCCGUUGCCGUGACAGUUGGUGCGCUCCGCUCCUCGGCGCCCGCGGCGGCCCGCGCCCCGGCCCCGCCCGCCCCCUCCGCUCCCGGGCGCUCGCGGCGGCCCCGCGCCCCGCUCCCCUCCUCUUCCUCCUCCUCCUCCCUCUCCUUCUCCUCCUCCUCCUCCCCCCGCUCCCUCCUCCCUGCCCGGGUGUCAGGCGCGAUGAGCCCGGCCGACGCCAAGCGCGGAGCCAAGCGCCGGAAGAACAAGCGGGGCGGCGGCCUCGGCAGCACUGGCGGGCCGGGACCCAGCGGCGGCGGCGGCGCCGGCGGCCUGGGCAAGGCCGGGGCGGCGGCGGCGGCGGGAGCGGCCCCUCUGCGGGCGGCGACCCAGGCGGCGGCCGCCUCGCCGAGCGCGGUGGGCAGCCUGCUGACAGCGCCGGCAACGGCCGCCGGCAACGGAGCCCUGGGCGGCGGCGGCGGGGCCGCGGCGGGACACGGCGAGGUUUCACUAAAUGGUACACAGUUCACAGACAGUUCUGUUGGAUCAGAGUUCACAGGUGUUUCUCAGACACCGUUUACCUUUGGCUUGGGCCAGAGGGCCCCAUAUACAACUGGCGAGCACUGUCUUCUUUGUAGAAGCGAACGAAAAGAUACUUCGCUUUCAGAGAGCGGGAUAAAGAAUUCUAGCAAAACAGCACUUUCCACAUCUCCAAAAGCAAACAAUAUGCUGCAUCUUCCACUGUGGGUGUGUCCAGACUGUCGACGAACAGUCGAAAAGGAGGAGAGGCAUGCUACAAUAGAGCAAUCGCUGGUGAGCCAAGAUUUUCUUUUGCACAUGCCUCUCGGUAACAGUGGAUCACAGCAGGAAUCUGUAGGAGGAGGAAGAAUAACUGUUGGUGCACAGACUGUGCCUGCUGCAGAUCUUAGCAAUUCCUCUCCUUCAGACAUAGCUUGCAACUGUGAGGCCUGUAAUGAGCGCAGAGAAAUUUCAGCAGAGACUGAACGUGAAUCUCAGCAGCUUCAAAAUUACUGGUCAGAAGUAAGAUAUAUGGUUCGGUGUAUAUAUCGCCAAGCUGGGACCCCUUUGGCAGAUGACCAAGACCAAUCUUUGGUACCAGAUAAAGAAGGAAUGAAAGAGCUGGUGGAUAGGCUUUGUGAAAGAGAUCCAUAUCAGCUUUACCAACGGUUGGAGCAGCAAGCUAGAGAAUAUGUACUUGAAAUGAAGGUUCGUCUCCUCAGACACUUGUCCCUGGGAUCUAAAGUCGCCUCAACGUUAGCAAUACAAGGGCCACCCCAGGCACAUCAGUUCAUCUCACUCCUACUUGAGGAAUACAGUGCACUCUGCCAGGCAGCAUGCACAAUCAGCGCCUUUCUUGUUACUCUGGAAAAUGAACAUUUGAAGAAAUUUCAGGUGACAUGGGAAUUGCACAAUAAACAUCUGUUUGAAAAUCUGGUAUUUUCUGAGCCGCUUCUGCAGAAUAGCUUGCCAACGCUGGUGUCACAGCUAAGGCUUGGAACAACACACGAUUCCUGUAGCGAAGAUAUGUAUAGUACCUUGCUACAAAGGUAUCAUCAGCUGGAACAGGAAAUGGGUCAAGUUGCUGAAGCAUGGCUUGAAUGCCAGAAAAGAAUAGAUGAUUAUGUUGAUGAACAGAUGGCAAUGAAAACAAAGCAACGCAUGCUAAAGGAAGACUGGGAGUUCUUUAAGCAGAGGCGUUUUAUUGAAGAGCAGCUUAAUAACAAGAAAGCACUAGCUGGGGAGAACAACUUCACAGACACAAUGAGACACAUGCUGUCAUCACGUUUGAGCAUGCCUGACUGUCCCAACUGUAAUUAUAGAAGAAGAUGUACUUGUGAUGACUGCAGUCUUUCACACAUUUUAACAUGUGGCAUCAUGGAUUCUCCUAUAACUGAUGAUAUUCACAUUAACCAGUUACCACUACAAAUUGAUUCUGCUCCGGAUUAUUUGUCUGAGAUCCGCCCACCUAGUAUGUCUUCAGCAAGUUCAGGAUCAGGUUCCAGCUCGCCUAUUACAAUUCAGCAACAUCCUAGACUGAUCCUUGCAGAUAAUGGCUCUGCACCAACUUUUGGUAGUGAUGAUGAAGAUGUUGCACCGUUAUCAGCAAAAUUUGCUGAUAUCUACCCACUGAAUAAUUACGAUGAUGCAGAGGUGGUAGCCAACAUGAAUGGAAUUCACAGUGAGCUCAAUGGCGGAGGUGAAAACAUGGCAUUGAAAGAAGAGUCCCCUCAGGUGAGCAGUACUAGCAGCAGUUCCUCAGAAGCAGAUGAUGAAGAAGCAGAUGGGGAGAGCAGUGGUGAACCACCGGGAACUCAAAAGGAGGAAAUGUCUUUAGGAAAAAGGGCACUAAGGAAAGAUGAACCAAAAAUGGAUAGUCCACCACCUUCUUACCCCAGUCAACAGGCUGACCAAGGUCCAAAUGCUUGUGAAUGUCAUGUUUGUAAACAAGAAGCUUCAGGUCUAACAGCCUCCGCACUUGCAACUGGACGCCUGCCUGCUGGCCAUCAGUUCAUGAAUCCUGAAAAACCUGCACAUCCUGCACUUCAUCUUUAUCCUCACAUCCAUGGACAUAUACCAUUGCAUACAAUUCCCCAUCUGCCUCGUCCACUUAUCCAUCCCACGUUGUAUACAGCUUCUCCCUUUACACACAAUAAGGCAUUACCGCCAGCUCCGGUUCAGAAUCAUACAAACAAGCAUCAAGUAUUCAAUGCAUCUCUCCAAGAUCAUAUUUAUCCAAGCUGUUUUGGGAGCACUCCAGAUUGGAAUAGCUCUAAAUUUAUAAGUCUUUGGGGAUCAGAAAUGAUGAAUGACAAGAACUGGAAUCCUGCUACUUUUUUGCCUGAUACAAUUCCUGGGAGUGAUAUAUUAGCACCAGCACUCUCAGAAAUAAGACCCGAAGCACUUCCUACUACAUCUAGCAAUGAAGCAACCGCAGUUACUGACAGCAAAGAGAAAAAAAAUGCUGCAAAGAAGAAAUGUCUGUACAAUUUUCAGGAUGCCUUUAUGGAAGCUAAUAAAGUUGUCAUGGCAACCUCUUCUGCCACUUCUUCUGUCUCCUGCACAGCUACUACAGUGCAAUCAAGCAGCAACCAAUUUAAAGUAUCAUCCAAGAGACCUUCAUCGAUAGGUGAGGUGUUCCACAAUAUUAAUAAAGAGGACCAUAGACAUUCUGCACCAGUUGCGCCACGAAAUAGUCCGACUAGUUUAGCAUCCCUUCCUUCACUCUCUCCUGCUGCACUGUCUCCAGCUUCAACACCACAUCUUCCAAAUCUUGCUGCUCCUUCUUUCCCCAAAACUGCUGCAACAGCCCCUGGAUUUGUGGAUCCUCAUUCAGGUCUUUGCCCCACUACGGUUGCACCUCCUACUUCAACCACAGACAGCUCUGUAAGUGCCCCACCAAGUGUCUGCAGCGACCCAGAUUGUGAGGGCCAUCGCUGUGAGAACAGCAACACGUAUGAUCAUCAACAGUAUGAUGGAGAGGAGAGCCAAGAUGAAGACAGCUGUUCAGAGCAUAGUUCCAGUACCUCAACGUCCACAAAUCAGAAGGAAGGAAAAUACUGUGACUGUUGUUACUGUGAGUUCUUCGGCCAUGGAGGACCGCCGGCUGCACCAACCAGUAGAAAUUAUGCAGAGAUGCGGGAAAAGCUUCGUUUACGUCUAACAAAAAGGAAAGAGGAACAGCCGAAGAAACCAGAUCAGAUAUCUGAAAGGGAAAGUGUUGUUGACCAUCGAAAGGUGGAAGACUUGCUGCAAUUUAUAAACAGCUCUGAAACCAAACCAGUAAGCAGCUCUCGGGCAGCCAAGCGAGCAAGACAUAAGCAAAGAAAGCUUGAGGAAAAGGCUCGCCUUGAAGCAGAAGCCAGAGAAAGGGAGCAUCACCAGUUGCUUGAGGAACAGAGGCGGCGAGAGGAGGAGGAGGAAGAGAGGCUGAAACAAGAAUUGCAGCGGCUUCAAGAACUUCAGCAGUUGCGGGCUGUAAAGAAAAAGAAGAAAGAACGAACGAGUAAGGAAUGUCAGAAGGUGGACGUGCUGACUCGGAACUGCCAGGCUGUGAAGGAGUCCGUCCCAAACGCACCCGAAGACAUUCAGAACGGUACACUUGAGCAAUCGGAAAAGAUCGAAACCUCCCCCGGUUCACUGUCGAGACAUGUGAAUCACACAGAACAGAGGCCAGUUUCCGAGUCGGGCUGUGAACUAUCCAACCCCGUAAACCCUAGAGACUCGAAGCUGCUUUAUCAGAAAGAGGGGAGUGUAAAACAGCAUGAGCCCCUCUCUUUUCUGCUUGAUAUUAUGCAUCAACAUAAAGAAGGAAACAGCAAGCAGAAACUAAAGCAGAUAAACAAACCGUGCGCUGACCCAGCGAAAAAGCCCGUUGAAUCCCCCAAAGCAGCUGAGGUUCAGACUAAAAACAGAAACCAAAUAGAAUCCAAAGCAAAAGCAGCAGAGCUCCCAACACUUGCAGAGCCUAAAAAAGAGGAGAAGAAAUUAAACAACAACAACAAAAAACAGUUGAACCAUGUGAAAGAAGAGAAAGCCCCCAUAAUGAGCGAGUCCCCUUCACCGAGUGAACAGCAACAGAACAAUAAGCUAAUACUUGCUGAUUCCCCUCAGCCAAAAGGCAAGAACAAGAAAAACAAGAAGAAAAAAGGAGACAAAGUCAACAAUUCCAUUGAUGAUGUGUUUCUGCCCAAAGACAUUGAUCUAGACAGCGUGGAAAUGGAUGAAACAGAGCGAGAAGUGGAGUACUUUAAAAGAUUCUGCUUGGAUUCUGCCAGACAGACAAGGCAGAGACUUUCCAUCAACUGGUCCAAUUUUAGCUUGAAAAAAACCACCUUUGCUGCACAUUGAAAUGACACGAUAUGGGGAGGGAACCCUGCAGGAAUCGAUGAACGACAACUCCACUUACCUGUCCUGCUGUGCUGAGAGCUUACCUGGUCUUGAGCCAGUGCUGCCUUGCCUUGUCCCCAGUGCUGUGUGGAUCUGCACUGAACCCUUUGGCCUGAUAAUUCUUGCGGACUGAAAAAUUGCCACUUUCUACCUGAAUUUGUUAGCUUGUGUGCUUGUAGUCUGUGAGUGAGACUUACUUGAUUGUAGCUGUAUGCCGUUGGAGUUGGAGCAAUAGCUCUUCUCCAUCUCCUUCUGAAUGCCUUGGCCUCAGAGACUUUAAAUUGCUUAGGCUUGGGUGGAGGCCAAAAUACUAGUUUGCAUCAUCUGCAGUGGCUCCUGUCACUUCUGCAUCUAGCUAUGUUUUGUCAUUCUGACGCCUGACAAAGGAAUGGACCUAGUCAGUUGUGCUUUCAUCUGCUCCAGAUUUCUCCUGACAUGACUUCAUGAAAAAGAGGCUCUUAUGGGACAAGUAUCUCCUCAGUUCUUUCACAAUCUACUGUUUAAGAGUGUACAAGUUACGCUAUUUGUGUUUUGAUUUUUUUUUUUCCUGACUUGUAGCCAGCUUGUGUAAGAAUACUUGCAGAAUGAGAAAAUUUAAAAAAGAACAGUACUCACACUAUCAAAUCUGUUAUAGAGUGUAUAAUUGUAUUAACACUGAAGCCUAUCUGGCUACUUUUUUAACAUAUUGUUAAGUAAUAUUAAAAUCAUGUCUUUCUUUUUGAAAGAUGGAAUACAUUAGUAUGGCAGAA
Dromaius novaehollandiae (emu) is the source of this 5721-nucleotide messenger RNA. RefSeq names its product family with sequence similarity 193 member A (gene FAM193A). The coding region runs from base 287 to 4933 and encodes 1548 amino acids. The transcript has 22 exons. The record is from RefSeq and is a predicted model, not a curated record. Lineage: Eukaryota; Metazoa; Chordata; Aves; Casuariiformes; Dromaiidae.